Limulus polyphemus (Atlantic horseshoe crab) is the source of this 800-nucleotide messenger RNA. Its product is annotated as GILT-like protein 1. The record is from RefSeq and is a predicted model, not a curated record. Lineage: Eukaryota; Metazoa; Arthropoda; Merostomata; Xiphosura; Limulidae. Gene Ontology annotation, molecular function: oxidoreductase activity, acting on a sulfur group of donors, disulfide as acceptor. The coding region runs from base 50 to 703 and encodes 217 amino acids. The transcript has 7 exons.
UCGACUUAAAUAGUGAAAGGAACGAGUUCACCUCAAAUGUGAAAGCAACAUGAUGGGACUAUUAACUCUAUUAAGCCGUUUCCUGAUGGCAACUCUGGUGGCUCAAUAUGUCGGCGCCAAAACCUACGAACCUGUAAUGGUUAGUGUCUAUUACGAAGCAUUAUGUCCAGAUAGUAUUGACUUUGUCUUGGAACAGCUGUGGCCAACGUACAAAAAGAUUCCAAAGAUCAUCCAGUUAGAUCUUGUUCCGCAUGGAAAGGCGCGGACAAGGAUGUUGAAUGAUGGAACGUGGUUUUUCAGCUGUCAACAUGGUGAAAAUGAGUGUUACGGCAACUUAGUGCAGACUUGUGCAAUACAACUUUUGAACAACACUGACCAGUCACUCUCCUUUAUCCACUGCGCAAUGUCCUCCCCACAUCCAAAUUCUGCAGGACCCAAGUGCGCCGACAAACUGAAGCUUGCAUAUGAACCUAUUUCAAAGUGUGUAAACUCUGAGCAAGGAAAUAAAUGGCAGCAUAAAAUGGCAGAAAAAACCGACAAGCAAAAACUUCUCCACGAUUUUGUUCCAAGAAUAGUGAUAAACGGGGAAUAUUCUAGAAAAAACCAAAACAAAGCACUCUAUGAUUUCACGGGUCUCGUUUGUAAAACCUAUCGGGGUCCAAAACCAGAAGAAUGUCAUGAAACCAAAGACGACGAUCUGUAGACUGAAACAAAUGUAGUUUUAGGACAGAAUAAGUAUUUGCUGUUUGUUUGAUUUUUCUUAAUAAACUGGGGAUUCUUAUAAAUGGUCAACAAAACUA